Molecule: messenger RNA, 1767 nt
Organism: Plasmodium coatneyi
Lineage: Eukaryota; Apicomplexa; Aconoidasida; Haemosporida; Plasmodiidae
Exons: 1
Coding region: 1-1767 (588 amino acids)
Source: RefSeq, a predicted model, not a curated record
AUGAGUCAAUUCCCAAACAGGGGGGAGGUGCAAGAGGGUAGCCAACACGGUGAGGAAGAAGAACAUGGAAGUAGAGUCCUACUCGAUGUGAACGCUGGAAACAGCAUCGUCAAGUGUGACAUGCUGUCGUCUAUGCAUGAAGAGGCGAAAAUAAAAUUCAGGAAGAUGUUCCAAGACGACGACAACCGGUUAUACGAUGAGCAGUUAGGACUAAACAUAUAUAUAAAAAACAUCUGGAUCUACAUCCACCUAAUGUGUACCUUUAGCAUCCACGACUUGAUACUCAUCUCCAGGUCCUUCAAAAACACAGAAAUUAUUUACGAUGAUGUUGUGUGUAGUGGAAAGGAAGACGACUCCCUCUUUAAGGAUGGACGAGGUAAAAGAAAAAACAGUCUGUUCAUUUAUUUCCAGAAUUAUAAAAUAAGGAAAAACGUCGUGAAAAUAUUUUUGCAGAAUCCAUAUGCUGUUUGUUUCAUCCACAAAAACGGAUCUGUGCAUGUCCACGGGGCGUUAACAUUGAGGAAAGGCUUGCUCAUUCUUAUUAAGGUCAUUAAGAGAUUGAAAUAUAAAACGUUUUGGACGUAUAUAAAUGGGUGCGAUAUGGGUGUACAUCACGAAGUGGUGGAGCUUCAACGGGAAGAAGCAACAGCUGCAGCGGGUUUGCCAUCUUUUGGUGAUGACCAGAUCGUGCACCCACACGAGGGGGGGUCCAUUUCGGGGGAGUCCACUCCUGAGGAAAACAUUACAGGGGAGGUUACUUCCCCCGAUGAGGGCUCCCCAAAAAAGGACAAGGUAAUGGUCCACGAAACGAUUCUCUUCUGCGAAACGGCCAUUGAAGAACUAAGGGGCAAAAUUAAAAAGUAUGAGCAGGGCGAUUGGGAGGAGGCCAAGGAAGUCCCACCCGAAAGUAGUAAGUAUUACCCAUCGGGGGGGUGCAAAAGUUGGACUUCCAAAAAACCCCACGCAGAUGUUCCUUCCCAAUUGGGGAACGAACAAAUGGAUAUCCAUUCCAAGGGGGGUAAAUUUCCCAUUCAGGUGGAGGAAAAGAGAGGGGGGUCAAAAGUGGAUUCUCCUGAAGGAUCCUCCUCAGAUGAGUAUAAAAGCGAAGACAAUGACAAAAUUGCGAACGUGUCAGAGUCGCCGCCUUCCCAUUUAUGUGACCAUGCGAGGGACUCCUCCGAAUUGACGCAUUUCAAACCAAGUAACUCCCAAGCGGAUCGCAAAAAUGAAUUUUCGGGCAGCGAACAAAAUGAUCAAUCGAUGGAAAAGCAGCACCAUAGCGAGAUUGGUCCAUUUGCAAACCAAUUUGAUCAAUCAUCCCUGCACAGCAAAAAGUGCAUAUACCAGUUUGACACGUACCGGCGGUGGAAGUACAUCACGCGAAAUGACAUCACAUUCGAUAUGGACCAUAUGAACAUUAAGCAGCUCGUCUCCGUUUUUAACGUUAAGUUGAGACAUUUUGAUAUUUCCAAAAUUUACAAGUAUAAAGAAUUUAAGAAUAUCCUUACAGACAUUAACAAUAUUAUAUAUAUUCGAAUUGACCAUUCUCUUUUGUGUAAGCUAAUUCAACAAGACAGUUUGGAUCCCAUUCUGCAAAAUAACUUCGCAAAAGGAUGUCCGCCGAAUAUUCAUCCCUCCGUCAGGACGGUCCUCCUGUUCAGUUCUGGCAACGUCGUCCUUUACGCCUGCAAGAGUCGCCGCGAGGUUCUCUGCGUGUCCAGGUUUAUUGUGAACACGCUGCGCAGAAACAACAACAUAACACUGUGA